AUGUUAAAAUGUCCUACUUUUAUAUGCUUUUCUUUCUGGCUCUUUGGAGCCUUAGUGAACAGCUUCAAUCGAAGUCAUGCCGAUCCUAUUGAUGGCUUCUGCCUUGUGCCACUAACAGAAUCGAACUUUAAAUUGCAGAAACCAUACGAUACGCCACUCGAGCAACGCUACAUGUAUAAAAUUGGAGUGCACAAAUUAUGGGUUUAUGCCGAUGACAAGCCACAUGAUCCUUACAGUCACACUCAACCGCGCACUGAAAUUCGCGUAGAAGGCCUUGACUAUUCAAGCGGAGUUUGGCAAUUUGAAGGUUAUAGUUUUGUACCAAACGGAACCUCUGGCGCUACAAUAGCUCAGAUUCAUGGCGCUGCUCAUGGCGCCACCACUUUCAUGCUAGCGGUCUAUGACGGAGACAUGAGGUACUACGACCGAGAUUUGGUGGCUGCCGGUAUGUAUGACAAGUGGUUUCGACUCAAUGUAAUCCACGACGUGGAUGGCGGGACAGUGACUGUUUACAUUGACGGUGUUCAGAGAUACUCAACAAAGGAUAGAGGACCAGGAAGUGGCAUGUAUUUUAAAUGUGGAGUUUAUGCGGCACGAGCUAACAUAAGCUACUACAUGGAAUCCAUGUGGAGAGACAUCAAGAUAUAUAAGAAAUAA
Mangifera indica (mango) is the source of this 657-nucleotide messenger RNA. RefSeq names its product citrate-binding protein-like. The record is from RefSeq and is a predicted model, not a curated record. NCBI's taxonomy places the organism in Eukaryota, Viridiplantae, Streptophyta, Magnoliopsida, Sapindales, Anacardiaceae. The transcript is spliced from 2 exons. Bases 1 to 657 code for a protein of 218 amino acids.